GGGGUCGAGCUCGGCGCCGCUCCGUGAGGCGAGUCCUUGCUGCCGGCCCGGAGGCGCCGUUCCGGGCCGUCCCCGGCGGUGCCCGCCUCCCGCGCAUCCCGCCUGGCUGGGCUGUGGCGCUGCGGCUAGCCGCGGGGCGGCGAUCCCGUUCCCACAACCGAGGCGUGCCCUGCCCGCGUCGCCAUGGCAGCCGCUGCCGCUCCGGUCCCGGCCUACGUUACAAUCGCGGCCAUAAAGGCGGCGCGAAAGCAGCGCCGCCCCAGAGCAGCGGGGCCGGGCUGGCGCUACCAUCUCGCCGCCCGUCGGUGAAGGGCUGCCGGACGGACGGGGCAAGGCGAGACGAGACGAGACGGGGGAAGCAGCGCAGCUCGUCCCGCUCCGAGUGCAGUGAGCAGCCGAGGGCUGGCCAUGGCGGACGGCUUGAGGAGGCUGGUCAGCACCGAGAGCGCCCGGGCGCUGCAGGACAAGCUGGAGAGCUGGUACCGCGACUACGAGAUCAAUACCUGUGAUCAGAAUCUGAACCGAUGCUGUGAGAUAAUAGAACUGAACUCUGAGAUCCAGGGGCAGCUCUUCACAAUCCUCAGUGAAACAUCUCGGGAAGGGGGGCACUAUGCAGGUGUGGAAACAAUAAAGACUCGUCUUCUGCCCUGGCUAGGGACUUGUUUUUCCUGUGCUGCUUCAGGGAGGCUCUUGGAAACCAACCUCUCUCUCACUCAGGAUUCACUGGAGAAGGAGAGGCAGCUGAGUGAGUUGGCCACCAAUCAGACCUUUAAACUGCAGGAGCUGCAGGAAGAACUGACUUCAACUCGUCUGCAGCUUGACCAUGUGCAACAAGAUCUGGAGACCUCCCGUGCCCAAGAGAAGGAUGCCCUAAAGAAGUUAGAGCGCCUGAAUGACUACGAGCAGCAGAUUCAGUUACUGAGGGAUGAGAUUUCCAUCUUGGAUGCCCAGAAGUCCGUUCUCCAGAGCAGGCUUGCUCGGAGCCGCUCUCCUUCCCCGAGGCGCGGUGAGGCCAAGUCUCCUGGCUCCCUCCUGCUGCGGAGCUGCUCCCCUGGCCGAGCCAGACGCACAAACGCUUCUCGCCGUGCCCGCCUGGUGGCUCGCUUCGGUGACAUCUAUGCUCAGGAGCGUUUGGAUGCAGAAACCCUUUUGAGGACCUACAUCAGCGACAUGGAGACGGUGCAGAGGAUAAUAUACAUUGCAGCUGUGGAAUCUUUUCAUGCAGCAAAGAUGGCCUACAGGCAGUUCAAAAUACGUGUGAGAGAGACUCUGUCCCUGGGUCAUUCAGGGCCUGAGUCCCUUGAAGACACUGUCCUGGAUUACAUAGUGCGCCAUGAGGAUCUGUAUGACGUGCAAGCCAGUGUCAAUGAAGUAAUCCGCUCCAUGAACAUCAACCCAAGGAUUUCCUUUCCACCAGAAAUUGAUUUCAUUGUGAUCAGCACUUUGAUUCGGGAGCUGUGCCGUGUGGCUUUCUCAAUGCAGACUCUCUUUCCUCCUCUUGAUAUUGCCUUUGGCACUGAUGGAGAACUUUUCAGUGAGAACAAGUACCAUCGUAGCUUUGACUCUGACUUCACAGCUGCUUUGGUGGCCUAUCAUGUAUGGCCUGCUCUGAUGGAAGAUGAUAUUGUCAUUGUGAAGGGAGAAGCAGUCACUAAGAGAGGAGCUCUGUGGUCUCGCAGAAGUAGAAGUAGAGGCAGAAGCCAAGGCCAUAGCACCAGUCCUCUUCGCUCACAGCAUCUGUCUCGAAGCCGCAGUUCUUCACCACUGAGGAGUGGAAGCCCAAGCCUUUGCAAACAGUCUCUCUCUCCAGCCCCCUGAUGCAGGGUGAUGAGAUGAAGAUCACCAGCAACCCAUUCCUGGAUUCAGGUUGUUCUGGGGUCCGUUUAUCCAGACUGCUGUGGCUUUCUAAAGUGAAUUGUGCUGACCUGGUUGUACUCUGACUGACCUCAAAGAACUUGAGAAGAACCCAACGACCCCCAAAUCAAAAUCACAUCAAAACCCCAACUGCUUCUACCAUUUUGUUUGGUGUUUCCAGUUCUUAGCCUAGUUCAAGACAGUGUCAGCCUGCAAAACUGCUCUGUUUUGAGUGGUUGCUCAGUUGCAGUGGUUGGCUGGCAAAUUAACUCCACCAUUCCCUUUCUCCAUGCCUCAAGACUCCAAAGUCUUUGGAUCACAAGGAUGCUCCCUGCCUUUAGUUGCACCUUCUGUUGAGUUUCUAAUCAAAGACAGGGUCAAAACACAUCUCUCUCGAGCCAUCAGGGUAGAGCUGGAGGGAGCCUUGCUGGCACAGCAGCUGCAGGAGGAUCAUGUCCUUGAUCUCACCAAAUGCUGUUCUAAUAAUAAGUUUGGUUUGCACCACACUCUUGUCACUUAUUUCAUUCCAUAAUUUCCCUUCUCUGCUGCAUGCAAACUUUCUUCUAGUUCCUAGCAUAGAUUUAUUCUCUUCUAGGCAAUACCUCUUUGUUCUCCUGCCAGUAUAAUUCUUUAUCUUCAGAAGUCCUUGUUCCCUCCUGCAGUACUUGCCCUGCCAAUAGCAGCAAUCAUCUCUUCUCUUAGCAAAAAAGCCAAAUCUUUCCAGCUCCUCUCAAGAGAGAGAGACUCUUCAUGCCCUUCAUUAUCCUUUGGGUGG
Messenger RNA from Pogoniulus pusillus (Red-fronted tinkerbird), 2629 nucleotides. RefSeq names its product spermatogenesis associated 18 (gene SPATA18). Gene Ontology annotation, cellular component: mitochondrial outer membrane. The coding region runs from base 409 to 1818 and encodes 469 amino acids. The transcript is spliced from 12 exons. Gene Ontology annotation, biological process: mitophagy by internal vacuole formation; mitochondrial protein catabolic process. The record is from RefSeq and is a predicted model, not a curated record. NCBI's taxonomy places the organism in Eukaryota, Metazoa, Chordata, Aves, Piciformes, Lybiidae.